AGCCCCGGCACCAACGCCCCUCCCCAGAACGCCGAGCCUCGAGCACGGGACGCCGGCAAGUCGGAUUGCGUAUGCUUUCCAGCUUUUGCAAUUCGCAGCCCUCAACUCGUCCCUUGCCCAACCUUCUCGAACUCUUCGGAACUUUCCCCCCUUCUGUUCUCUCUCUUAUUACCUCCCUCUCUCUCUUCCCUCUCCAUCGUAUGUAUCCGUAAUGUGUCCCCUUUCUCUCCUCAAGCGAAACCCCAGAAUAUUCCAGAUUACGUGUCCCUUUUCCCUUUUGGCUUUCCCACCUGCUCCGGUCUUGACAGUUGCUUCUCUCCCUCACUGUCACACAUUUCCCAAAGGCCAUCUGUCGAUAUCCCCCAGUCUGUGUUCACCAUGUGUGCACGCUGCUUUCUGGGGCCCUCAUACCACGUCGUCUCGGCCGUUGCGCUUUGCCGCUCUUGGAUGCCAUCAAACGACCCUCACAGCCCCAGUCUACUUUGCAGUCAGGCAAGUGUCUGAGGGAUCCGAGAUGGAUCGCCACGCUGCCUAUCCCGCCCGUUUUCUUGGUUUUGUGCAGGCUGCCUGCGAGUUGUGCCACUCUGGGGCUGAUUGGUAUGAAACUCCUUUUCCAGGCUUUGAGGAAACCAUAUACUAGGCGCCGAACCCGUUGUUCUUCCUUUCGCUCCUGGUCAACCCGGCAAACGCCAACUCGGCUGGGUGUCAGUCACUUCUCAUAUAUCCUCUCAUCAUCUGUCACAGUCCCUCCGCGUGGGCAACGCCUCUGAAACCCGCCAAACCUACGACAUCCGGCAUGGCCGACGACAACCUCUCCACCAACAGCGGCGAGUUCUGGCUGUACGGCUAUGGGAGUUUGAUAUGGAAACCUCCGCCGCACUUCGAUAGGAGAAUCCCUGGUUGGGUGACGGGAUACGUCCGUCGCUUCUGGCAAGACGUGAGGCUCUUUCGCCUCCCUAGCAAGGUAUCCAUCCCACACCCAAAGGGCCGCCGCAUGCUUGUUCGCUUGCCUUGUCAAGAGGCGUCUAAUCCCAUCAUCAGCCAGGACCACAGAGGCACACCAGAGGCCCCAGGCCGUGUUGUCACUCUCAUCGAGCGUUCGUUCUGGGAGCGGUUGACCGACCACCACGACUCAGCUCCUGACCGCGUAUGGGGCGUCGCCUACCGUAUCAAGGCCGACAAGGUUGCCGAGGUCAAGGAUUACCUCGACAUCCGUGAGAUCAACGGUUACACCAUUCAUUACGCCCCUUUCUUUCCGGCUGACGGCUCCGAGCCCAUCCGUACUCUUGUGUACAUCGGCACUCCGGAUAACGACCAGUUCGUCGGCCCCCAGGACCCCCAGGAGCUGGCUACCCACAUCUGCAAGAGCCGUGGCCCGAGUGGGCUGAAUAUCGACUACCUUCUCGGCCUCGAGAAAGCCCUGGACGAGCUGAGCCCCGAGAGCGGCGACGUCCACAUUACCGACCUCUCUGACCGAGUCCGGACCAUUAUGGCUGCUGAGCUGGAGGGUUCCGGCCAUGUUGUUGAAACGUCCCAACCGCCACCACCAUCUGCUGUUAGCAACAACUUCCAACAAGAACACAGUAUCAGGGAGCAGGAGGAGACAGAAAAGACAGACUGAACAG
Colletotrichum destructivum is the source of this 1625-nucleotide messenger RNA. Its product is annotated as Putative glutathione-specific gamma-glutamylcyclotransferase, gamma-glutamyl cyclotransferase. Gene Ontology annotation, biological process: glutathione catabolic process. Gene Ontology annotation, molecular function: glutathione specific gamma-glutamylcyclotransferase activity; gamma-glutamylcyclotransferase activity. Bases 797 to 1621 code for a protein of 274 amino acids. The record is from RefSeq and is a predicted model, not a curated record. The transcript has 6 exons. NCBI's taxonomy places the organism in Eukaryota, Fungi, Ascomycota, Sordariomycetes, Glomerellales, Glomerellaceae. Gene Ontology annotation, cellular component: cytoplasm.